This is a messenger RNA of Salvia miltiorrhiza (redroot sage), 2115 nucleotides long. RefSeq names its product probable inactive receptor kinase At2g26730. Gene Ontology annotation, molecular function: protein binding; protein kinase activity; ATP binding. Gene Ontology annotation, biological process: protein phosphorylation. The coding region runs from base 1 to 1926 and encodes 641 amino acids. The record is from RefSeq and is a predicted model, not a curated record. Lineage: Eukaryota; Viridiplantae; Streptophyta; Magnoliopsida; Lamiales; Lamiaceae. The transcript is spliced from 2 exons.
AUGCACUCCUCCUCUAAUCUCACCAACUUCUUCCUACUCACUGCAGCUCUCCUGGUCCUACACACACGAGCCGCAGCCGGGGAUGAUGGCAGCGGCUUCCACGGAUAUGAGAGGGACGCGCUCUUAGACCUCAAGGCGCGCCUCAACAGCUCGUUUCUCGACAGAAACUGGACCGGCAUCAUGUGCUACAUGGACAACACGCCCUACUGGUAUGGUGUCCAGUGCCUUAAGGGUCGAGUCACCGGCCUCGUCUUGAACAGCAUCGGCCUCACCGGAGAAAUCAAGGCGGAUGCACUUGCCAAUCUCACCGAGCUACAAACUCUUAGCUUCAACAACAACUCCAUCAGGGGAAGCGUGAUGGACUUCACAGACAAUCACAAGCUAAGAAGCAUAGACCUAUCAAGAAACAGAUUCUCUGGUGAGAUCCCAUCAUCCCUCUUAAACCUCGAUUCCCUCGAAUCCCUCCAGAUUCAAGACAACGCCUUCACUGGUCCCAUCCCAGGAUUCACCCACUCCAGAUUAACAAGAUUCAAUGUCUCCAACAAUGAUCUUUCUGGUGAAAUCCCACACACCAAAACUCUUGAAUCGUUUGGCCUUUCAUCCUACCUAGGCAAUGCAAACUUGUGCGGCCCUCCCACUCCAACACGCUGCAGCUUUGAUGGAAAACAGAGUGUCUCGGAAGCAAAUAGCGAUCAAAGUUCGGGCGAAAAGGGCCACUCCAGCGGGAUUUUAGUGGCGGUUCUGGUGGUGGUUGAUGCGGUGGUGAUGGUGAUCAUCCUCUUGCUCUUCAUCAUGUACUACAAGAAAUACAAGAAGCUGAGGAAGGAGAUGAAGGAGAAGGAGAUCCCGACUAAGGAUGAAGAGCACGACAGCAGGAUUAUGCAGAGGAGGAUCCCGGAAGGGGAAAGGGGGAAACUGGUGUUCAUGGAGAAUAAUGAGGGAACGACGACGUUUGAUCUCGACGAUCUGUUGAGAGCAUCGGCUGAAGGGCUGGGAAAGGGAAAUUUCGGGAACUGCUACAAGGCUAUGAUGGAGGUGGGGCCAGCUGUGGUGGUGAAGCGAUUGAGAGAUCUCAAACCGUUAAACAAAGAUGAGUUUGUGAGACAGAUCACAGCCAUUGCUGAUCAGAAGCAUCCUAAUUUGUUGCCUCUUUUAGCCUACUUCUACUCCAAGGAUGAGAAGCUCUUCGUCUACAAAUUUGCAGCCAAUGGAAAUCUUUUCAAUCGCCUCCACGGAGGAAGAGGAACGAGAGAGCGAUUCCCUUUCCGGUGGAGCUCGCGGCUGGCGGCGGCGCGCGGGGUGGCGCGAGCACUAAAGUACCUCCACGGCAACACUCGGUCGCAGACCGCCGUCCCCCACGGGAAUCUGAAGUCGUCGAACGUCCUGAUCGACGAGAACGACGAGAUCCUGGUGGCCGACUACGGGCUGACAUCGCUGAUCGCGCUCCCGAUCGCGGCGCAGCGCAUGGUGGCGUACAAGUGCCCGGAAUAUUUAUCGCAGAAAAGCGUAUCGAAGAAGUCGGACGUGUGGAGCUACGGGAGCCUGCUGCUGGAGCUCCUGACGGGGAGGGCGUCGGCGCACUCGGCGGCGGCGGGGACGAGCGGGGUGGAUCUGUGCAGCUGGGUGCACCGCGCCGUGAGGGAGGAGUGGACGGCGGAGAUAUUCGACGCGGAGAUGGCGGUGCACAGGGGGGCCAACAGGGGGAUGUUGAGGCUCAUGCAGAUCGCGUUGAGAUGCUGCGAUAGGUCGCCGGAGAAGCGGCCGGAGAUGGGGCAGGUGGCGGCGGAGGUGGAGGAGAUAAAAGCCGGCGGCGAAUCGGAGGAUGAGGAGUACUCGUAUUCGUCGUAUGAUCGGUCGCUGACGGAUGAUUCAGUCUCAGUUUCAAUCUCAGCCUCAGCCUCAGCCUCAGCGGCUACGUCGGUGUGAAUUGGAAUGCAUGCCAACUUAUGUCAAUUUUUCAAACCAUCUUUUUAUUUCGUCUUACUACUUGUACAAAUUCAUUACAUGAUUUUAUAAGUCAUCAAGCAUUGUAUUGUAGAGACAAAUCUGUCAUUUUUAUUUUUGAAAAGCCAAAAACAACAUUAUAGUAUAUAAUACAAUUAUUGAUUCUUGCUC